Saccharomyces kudriavzevii IFO 1802 is the source of this 825-nucleotide messenger RNA. It is a transcript of the gene TOS8, whose product is annotated as Tos8p. The transcript has a single exon. Gene Ontology annotation, biological process: regulation of DNA-templated transcription. The record is from RefSeq and is a predicted model, not a curated record. Lineage: Eukaryota; Fungi; Ascomycota; Saccharomycetes; Saccharomycetales; Saccharomycetaceae. Bases 1 to 825 code for a protein of 274 amino acids. Gene Ontology annotation, molecular function: DNA binding.
AUGGGUACUAGCAUAUUAAACCUGAAUCAAAACAUCGAGCUUCCCCCAAUACAAAUCCUGUUCGAGUCACUUAACCGGGAAAAUGAACCUAGACCCUAUUACGAGGAACGCAGGCUACAGCAGCUUAACCCCUCAUUCAUCCCCAGGACAAGCAUGGCUGUCGGUAGUCCAGUUAACCCAGUUCCAGUAUCAUCCCCUGUUUUUUUUAUUGGCCCCUCUCCAGUGAGAGGUGCUCAGAAUAACAGUGUUGUAAUUAGUCAGAACAUAACUCAGUUUCCUGUUAUUUACAAAUCCCCGGAGGUCGUGCCUACCAGCGAGAGAGAUUAUGUAAUUUCUGUAGGUAGAUCUCCUAUAUCUUCACUACCUGAGUACGAACAUUUUUCAAGCUCUACUUAUUAUCAAGGUCAGAGGCGAGCUCAACCUUAUCCUGUGAACGCAACCACGAUGAUGGGUAAUUAUUCAACGCCUCAGCCUAUUGGCAUUUCAAGGGGUAAGCUGUUAUCCAGUAACAUAGAUAAGAAGGCAGCCUACACGUCUAGUAAGGAAUUGUCUGUAAAAGAAAAAAGGCUGAAGGGCCAUGGGAAAAGGUCUAAUUUACCUAAAGCCACUGUUUGUAUCCUAAAUCAAUGGUUGCUUGAGCAUAUACAUAACCCUUAUCCAACGGUUCAGGAAAAAAGAGAUCUGCUAGCAAAAACAGGUCUCACUAAACUUCAAAUCUCAAAUUGGUUCAUCAAUGCUAGGAGAAGAAAAAUCUUUGCUGGCCACAAUGAUGUUAACAAUCUCAAAAAAAAAUUUAACUCCUCCGCAGAUUUGCCUAAACUUUGA